GAACAGCUUCAUCGGCAUCGAGGUGGAUCGGGGAUCCGAAGCAAGCCACAAGUGGGCACGGGCUUCGCAGGGUGCGCAGACCGAACCACCGAGAAGUGCGUACUGGCCAUCGUCGGAAGAAGCGGAGAUCACCAAGAUGCAGGUGACGACCUGGCUGGAUCAGCUAAAAGUGGUGAAAGGCAAGAUGAUCCCGGCUGUGGUAAAGGAGCUCUCCCAGCCGGUACGGAAAGUGUCGGAUGACGACCAGGAGUUGCAGGAGAUCAAACGGCAGGCCAUUGACGCCGUGAAGGGAGUCCUGGACACCGGGCGGCUGGCCUGCUAUGACGCCAGGUGGGAGGUCAUGUACACCCUCUGCGAGAUGAUGGGCGCCCCAUUCGCCCGCCUAAAGCUGGAGGAGAGUGAUUCUGAGCUCCAGGCUCUCCAGGCAAGCGUCUGGGUGGAAUGGCUGUCCUGGAUGGACGAAAAGCGAUGGCUCCAGGAGCAGCUGGAGAACCCGGAGCAGGUUGUUCAGGACACCAUGGACAUGGGAUCCAGGGCAUCCGGCCGUGUGAACGCCUCGGUCAUGAAGGCAGUGCAAAAGCUCAUCUGCAACUUUGCCAAGAAGUUCUCAGACGGCUUUGUCAAGAAAACUGGCGAUUGGUUUCUGCAGCAGAUCAGAAGGCUCUAUGACGACCAGUGGGGUGUCGUGGUGGAGCAUGGCAUCCGCGGCUUUUGCACCUUGUUCCGGUACAAGGAGCAUCGUGAGAUGUUCAGCGUCUCGCUGGUGGGCAACCGCAACAGCGUGGGCGAGUGCUUCCGCGAGGAUGUUGAGAAGCUGAUCGAGGAGAUGCAAGCGAUGCAGAUGGAGCAGGAGGAUCGGUGCUUUGACAGCAUCAACAGGCUCCUCGUGUACACGCAUCCCCUGAUCGAGAUUGCUGGUCGCAUUGAUGCAUCUGCAGAGGGUGCCGCGCCGGAGUUGAAGGGGAUUUUUGGCUUUGAGGGAUCUACGGGGUAG
Molecule: messenger RNA, 994 nt
Organism: Symbiodinium pilosum
Lineage: Eukaryota; Dinophyceae; Suessiales; Symbiodiniaceae
Source: the annotation of a GenBank genome assembly